Olea europaea var. sylvestris is the source of this 1566-nucleotide messenger RNA. RefSeq lists its product as uncharacterized. NCBI's taxonomy places the organism in Eukaryota, Viridiplantae, Streptophyta, Magnoliopsida, Lamiales, Oleaceae. The coding region runs from base 127 to 1254 and encodes 375 amino acids. Gene Ontology annotation, biological process: chlorophyll metabolic process. Gene Ontology annotation, molecular function: chlorophyllase activity. The transcript has 7 exons. The record is from RefSeq and is a predicted model, not a curated record. Gene Ontology annotation, cellular component: chloroplast.
UUAGAGGUCAUGGCUGUGCCAUUUUGGUGGUUCCAGUUUCUCCUCCUCCUUAUCCCCCUAUUGCGAACUCCAUAAAAUAUCUGAAAUUUUUGCACUCUCCAUGCAUUUUUCUGUUAGUAAAUAAAGAUGGGCACGGCAGUAAAUCUUGCUGCAACCUAUAUUUUCCUUCCAACGCAUUCUCCUUCAAUUACUCUACCAAAACAGUACAAUCCCAUCUGCAGUUCACAAAAAUUUUCCAAAAUUUCUUCCUACAGUAAAUUCAAGAAUCCCAUUAGUGUAAUUAAUGCCUCUACUGCUUCUGCGUCAACUGAAAAAAGGGAGGUGUUGUUGCCAUUGGAAGUGAGUGAGAUAAAUGAAAAGUGCAAAAAAUGGGUGUGGAAAGGUUACACCAUUAACUAUUUUGUUUACCCAGGAGGCAAUAAUGAUUCUUCAAAUCCGCCUCUUCUGCUAAUUCACGGUUUUGGUGCCUCCAUUGCUCAUUGGCGCAGGAAUAUUCCGACUCUGGCUCAAAGUUAUACAGUUUACGCCAUUGACCUCCUUGGUUUUGGUGCUUCAGAUAAGCCAGCGGGCUUUGCAUAUUCCAUGGAAGUAUGGGCUGAGAUGAUAUUGGACUUCUUAGACGAAAUUGUUCAAAGGCCGGCGAUACUAAUGGGGAACUCUGUUGGAAGUCUUGCUUGCGUAAUUGCCGCUGCAGAGUCUACUAGGACCCUAGUUCGAGGGCUCGUUCUGUUAAAUUGUGCUGGCGGCAUGAACAACAAGGCGAUUGUUGAUGACUGGAGGAUAAAGCUACUGUUACCUUUGCUUUGGUUUGUCGACUUCUUAUUGAAGCAAAAAGGGAUUGCAUCGUAUUUGUUUGAUCGUGUUAGACAAAGAGACAGUCUGAGGAACAUCUUGUCAUCCGUCUAUGGCAAUAAGGAUAAUGUCGAUGAGGGUCUUGUGGAUAUUAUUAAGAAACCAGCAGAAGAUGAAGGGGCUCUUGAUGCUUUUGUUUCCAUUGUAACUGGCCCCCCUGGGCCGAAUCCAAUGCAAUUAAUUCCGAAAAUCAACUUACCUGUCCUCGUGUUAUGGGGUGAUCAAGAUCCAUUUACACCGAUUGAUGGACCUGUUGGUAAAUACUUCUCGUCGUUGCCUUCUCGACUGCCAAAUGUGAACCUCUUUUUGUUGGAAGGCGUUGGUCAUUGCCCUCAUGAUGACAGGCCUGACUUAGUGCACGAGAAUUUGCUUCCUUGGCUAGCCAAUCUCCCCGCAUCUUAAAACUUGACAACAUACUUCCAAUUGAUUUUGCAAUUGUAUUUAUAUUCUGUUCUGUUUGCUUUAGAAUGAGAAUCGGUAGUGUUGAAGUCCCUUAUGUUUAUAACAGUUCUCGUAACAUGAUAGAGUGCAAAUUUCCUGGGGGGUACAGUUGUGAUUUUGGCCUAUGGUGGUCAAUUGUUAUAAUAUUGCAACUUGAAUGUGGUGUUUUCUCGGAGACACUGGAGAACUGUGCUGUUUCAUUUGCAAGAGGGUUCAAUUUAACUAUUGAUAUCUUCUGAGCUGCACAUCUUAAAGGCUUCGUGGUUUAUUUAA